CUUAGUACGUAUCAUACGGAUAAAUAUAAUGACCGAUUCUGCGCCAACCGCAUGGUAUAUAGCGUAAAUUGUGCAUUGCAUAUUUUUAAAUAUAAUGCAUUAAAUAAAUAACUAUUUUGAUUGCGAUGUAAAAUUAUCCUCACAAAAUACAUUAGCUGGCAAAUAACCUAAAAUGGCAGAACAGCAACAACCAACUCCUGAUUUUAAACGCAUGUCUUUGGAUAAGAUAAUAGAGGCAAUGACUGCUGAUUUAGAAAGUUCUAAUGGCCAUUAUGUUCAGUUUGGAAUAUCACCACAACAAACUCCACCGCAUAAUUGGAGUGACUAUCCUUCUGCUCAAACAAGACAUUAUAUUGGUAGUCGACCUCCACAUCCUAUCCAAUCUCCACAAAGCGUGCAAUCUAUGAGUCCAAUUGCAACUUCUUUAUAUAUGCAAGAUAUGCCAAAUUAUGAUAAUACUAAUACCGAUUCUAUUUAUUUUCCACCUCAAACUGUAAAUCAUUUAGGUAUUAACGAAAAUAAUGAUUUAGUGGGAACUUUUGAUGUUGGUGGAGGAAAUUAUAUCAAUGUUAUUUAUGGAAAUGCAUCACAAAUAAUGGCAGAACAAUGUCAGCUUUCAAAUAUGACACCUUAUAAAAAUCAAGGUGUAAUGGACAGAGAAUAUGGACUUUUUAAUGAUCAACGUAUGAAUAUACCAUCUGAUAUGCCAAAUCAAAAUUUUAAUGGGAAACAACUAAUUGAUAAUCUUGUCUGUAAUUGGGUACCAAAUCAAUCAGGAACAUAUAGUCCUUUUGGUGGUUCUCCAAAUGUAACACCAGUACCACAAUCUAAUACAGAUGUUAGAGAUUCUGAAGAUUUACCUAGAAAUAUAUCAGAGAGUCACUAUAAAAGACCACGAAUGGUAGCAGAAGUAAAACCUAUGCGUCCUUCUUAUUCAGAUGUAUUAACAAAAUCAGCACCAACUCCACCUUCUCCAUUAAUUCUACCAUCUACGAAACCUAAAGUUGAAUCUGUGACCAAAAAAGUUACUAAUAAGAGUUCUAAAAAUAAAAUUAAACCUACAUCAUUAAAGAGGCAGAAUUCAUCAGGGAGUGAUGAUCACAAUUCCCCAAAAUUUCAAGUUCCCAAAAAAGUAUUAGAAAAAAAUAAUUCUAAUCUUCCAAGACGAUGGGUUUCUUUAGAUAAUCUUGGUUCACAAACUGAAUCUCAUGAAAUAAAUACUUUUGAUAGAUCAGAUCAGUUUGAAAAGAAAAAAGUUUUGAAAACUUCUAAAAAAAAUGACAAAAAUGAGACGCUUAACAAUUCAAAAAUUCAAAAUAAUAACUCAAAAACGACUGGCAAUAUUCCAAAACGUCCAAUACAAAUUAAUAACAAUUUAAAUACAAUCAAUAAUUCCAGUCAAACAAUCUCACCUGAGAAAAUUGAAAAAAAUCAGCAGCAAAAUAAUAAAAUUAAUAAAGAUGAUAAAAAAGUGACUAAGGAAAGAAAUUCUAAGCGCUUCCAAGCUGAAAAAGCACAGCAGAUUAAGAAAGGUCAAAGAAGUCGUAGAAAAGAAUAUAGAGAAUCUCCUAUUAAGGAUCUAUGUAAAAAUUUAAAUAAAUAUGCAAGUCGAUGGAGUAAAAUUGUGUUAAAGAUUUUCUAUUGGUUAUUACACUUAAUAUCAGAUGUAGUUAGUAUGAGUGCCAAUCUUGUUAUUCAACUUGGCAAAUGUGCUUGGUACCACUCUAUACUUUAUUUAAAAUACUCAUGGGUUUAUGUAGUAACAAUGUUUUCAAAAAUACGUAUUCUUAAUGCUUUUGGCAAACAAUUAGAUUAUUGGUUUGGAAGUAGUAAAUUUGCUUUUUGGCGUAAAAUGAAGACAGAAAAUGAAGACAAAGAAGAAAAUUCAAAUUGGAUACAUGGUGGACUUGAAGCUAAUAUUGCAUUACCUAGUACUGGAGAAGAAGCUAUGAAGAGAUUAUUAGCUUGUAAAGGCAAAGAUCCUUAUAGUAUACUUGGUGUUACACCAACAUGUUCUGAUGAUGAUAUUAAAAAAUAUUAUAAGCGCCAAGCCUUUUUAGUGCAUCCAGAUAAAAAUAAUCAACCAGGAGCAGAAGAAGCAUUCAAAAUAUUAGUUCAUGCUUUUGAUAUAAUUGGAGAACCAGAACGAAGACAAGCAUUUGAUCAAACAAGACAGGUUGAAGCUGCUUGGGGUGAAUUAAGUGAUUUGUUAUCCCAAUUACAUAGAAAAAUGGAACAAGCAGCAAAUACAAUAAGGUGUACAAACUGUGGUUUGAGGCAUAAACGAGUUCCGACUCAACGUCCUUGUUAUGCUGCCCGGUUUUGUGCACAGUGUAAGAUACGCCACAGUGCAAAAGAAGGUGAUAUAUGGGCAGAAUCUCGAUUAAUGGGAUUUCUUUGGCAUUAUUAUGCUUGUAUGGAAGGUGCAGUGUACGAUGUCACUGAUUGGGCUGCUUGUCAGGCCGGUAAUUUAAAGCAUCUUAGAGCAAACACACAUAGCGUUCAAUAUAGAAUUGUACUAGGUCAACGUCCACCGCCACAGACUUCUAACAGUGGUAAAAAACGACAACAAAUGGAUCCAAAUACAAGUGAAGCAGAUUUUGAAGAAUUUUUAAAUAAUCUAUACAACCAUAGCAAGCCUGGUAAUCCUAAUACAUCAGCAGAGCAAAGUUCCUUUAGAGGAGAUUGCAGAAGACGAAAAACCAAACGCAAGAAGUAAGCUAAUUUGUGGAAAGAUUGCAUUAACAGUUAAUUUAUUGUAACAUUGAAAAGUUACUAAUGCUAGAUUUCUUGCAUCACACACAGGUACGUAAUUAGUAGAUUUUAAGAACAUUUAUUUGAUUUAAAUACGACAACGUUUUACAAGGAAAAACAAUCUAAAAUCUCCAAUGAAUUUUAUUUUAUUUUAAUUAACGUAUUAUACAAUAUUAAUUUGUAUAUUAUUCUAUACAUAGAAAUAUUUACUAAGUACAUGUUAAAUGAACGUGAUGUGGAAUUAAAACAUUCUUAAAAAGAUGAUUACUUUAUUUAAAGAUACUCAGAAUGAUUUCAAUUAAUAUUAAUAUUAAUUAAUACCCCACUCUUUAAUAUAAUAUAUUUAAAACAUUUGAUUUUCUUUUUCUGUAUGCAGAUGUUUUUAAAAAAUAUUAAAUCAUUGCAUAGUCUCUUUUGUUGUAUGAUGAUUUUAUACUAUUGUGGUAACUAUCAUAAUCCAUGAUCUCUAUUAUUUAUAAUUAUUAGAUUAAUUAUCGGAAUUUUGCAAAUGUAAGACUGAUUUUCUUCUUCUUUGUUAAGCAUAUGUUGUAUUAGCAUUUAGAAAAUUUGACAGAAAAUCUACUGAAAAAAUUGAAUGAAUCUUAAAGGUAUAGUUAACAACUCUGCAAAUGUUACAUAUAUAUAGAAUUAAUUAGAAAAGUAUAACAUGUACAAAUUUUUUCAGCAUUGUACAAAGUGCAUUAUAAGUUAAGGUGCUGAAAGUAAUAUAAAAAGCAGAAAUAUUUGAUAAUUGUAAUUUACAGAGUAUAAUUGCAGAAACAAGAAAUAACAAUGGCUAAAAGUAUUAUUUCAAUGAUGGUAUUAUAAACUUUUUUGACACGUACGUAUGUAUAUGUAUACAGAUCAAUGGUAGAUCAUUGCAUUAUAAUUAAUUUGAAUUGUGAGAGUGCCAAAGUAUGCCAGAAUUUCAUAUUCAUGUUCAUUUAAGAAUUUUUUUUUAUAUAUUUAAUUAAAUUAAAGCUUCCUUAUUUGUACUGCCAUAAAUUAUAAAGUGCUUUGUAUAUGCAAAUAUAUCAGCUAUUAACAUGUAUACCAUAUGAAUUUACAAUAAAGCUAUAAAUUAGAUGUA
This is a messenger RNA of Vespula pensylvanica (western yellowjacket), 3844 nucleotides long. Its product is annotated as dnaJ homolog dnj-5. The record is from RefSeq and is a predicted model, not a curated record. The transcript has 7 exons. Bases 173 to 2719 code for a protein of 848 amino acids. Lineage: Eukaryota; Metazoa; Arthropoda; Insecta; Hymenoptera; Vespidae. Gene Ontology annotation, molecular function: dopamine receptor binding.